Messenger RNA from Gymnodraco acuticeps, 5649 nucleotides. RefSeq names its product Janus kinase and microtubule interacting protein 3 (gene jakmip3). NCBI's taxonomy places the organism in Eukaryota, Metazoa, Chordata, Actinopteri, Perciformes, Bathydraconidae. The coding region runs from base 381 to 2387 and encodes 668 amino acids. Gene Ontology annotation, molecular function: kinase binding; microtubule binding. The record is from RefSeq and is a predicted model, not a curated record. The transcript is spliced from 18 exons.
CUGGGAGGAGGAAGAGGACGAAGAGGAGGAAGAGGAGGACGGCAGCAGAGGCUGCAGAGAUGCACUGACACACACACACUGAAAGGAGCUAACUGCUAACAGACAGACACACACAGAGAGAGAAAGACAGGUGGAGGGAGUCUGAUGCUGGCAACACACACACACGCACACUUAGAUGGCUGCAGUGAAGCUAGCUGGUUAGCAUUCUGAGGAUAUAAAGCUAACCUAUUGACAAACACACAUUUAUAGAGCAACAAACACACACACAUUUAUAGAGACACACACUCAGCGAUGAAGAUUUGCAGGCUGACUAUUGGCCGAUGUAGUCAUAGCUAAGGUUGACGGACAGGUGUUGGGAGCGGAGCCUGCAGGUGGGGGUGAUGUCAAAGAGAGGAGUGGGGGGGCGAGGGAAGGGGGAGCGGCCUGACGCCAUGGCAACUCUCCAAGUGGCCAAUGAGGAGCUGAGGGCCAAACUGAUGGACAUCCAGAUAGAAUUCCAGCACGAGAAGAACAAGGUGAGCCGUCUGGAGCGGGAGAAGAGCCAGGAGCUGAAGGCGGAGCAUCAUCGAUCCUCAUUGGCUCUGACGGAGCUGAAGACCAAACUGCACGAGGAGAGGACGAGGGAGCUGUCAAUCACCCGGGAGACGUUACUACGGCAACACGAGAUGGAGCUAAUGAGGGUCAUCAAGAUCAAAGACGCAGAAAUACAACGACUCAACGGGCUGGUUCUGACUCUGAGGGACGGGACUACAGACAAGGUGAGGCCCCCCUACCUGGAGGCGGAGGAGUCCAGAAGGAUCUGGGACUCGGAGCGAUGUCGCCUCCAUCAGGAGAUCCAGGACCUGAGGGGCGCUAAGAGGAGCGCAGAGGAAGCUCUGAGCUCGGCUCAACAGGCGGGACAGACCAGAGCAGCAGAGCUCAGAUCAGCUUAUCACCAACACCAGGAGGAGCUGAACCGAACCAAGAGGGAGUGUGAGAGAGAGAUCAGGAGACUGAUGGAUGAAAUAAAGCUGAAGGACCGAGCAGUCAGUGUUCUGGACAAAGCUCUGGGUCUGCAGGCGGGUCACGCCCACCGCCUGCAGCUGCAGACGCAGGCAGCUGAGCAGCAGAUCGCAGCGCUGAGAGAUGCUCAGAGGGGGGGGGCCAGCCCCAACACUAACCCCGACCCUAACACCUGUCCUCACCUCUCUCAGGAGGAACGGGACACUAGAAGGUUUCAGUUAAAAAUCGCUGAGCUCAGCGCCGUGGUGAGGAAGCUGGAGGAUCGGAACGCUCUGCUGUCGGAGGAACGCAACGAACUGCUGAAGCGGCUGCGGGAGACGGAGAGUCAGUUCCUGCCUCUGCUGGAUAAGAACCGGUGUCUGAGCAGGAAGAACGAGGAGAUGGCGCUAUCGCUGCGUCGCCUCGACAACAAGCUGCGCUUCGUCACGCAGGAAAACAUGGAGAUGGUAGCUAUGCGGAGACCGAAUUCUUUGAAUGACCUGGACCGCAGCCGCUCCAGUUACCAUGGUUACAGCCAGGACGAGAGAGAGAUGGAGUUUCUACGGUUACAAGUUCUGGAGCAACAACACGUCAUUGACGACCUGUCAAAGGCUCUGGAGACAGCGGGUUAUGUGAAGAAUGUUAUCGAGAGAGACAUGUUGCUGAGGUACAGACGCCAGGAUUCAGUCAGGAGGAAACGGACCUUCAGAGCCUGCAGGGUCAUAGAGACGUUCUACGGCUACGAUGAAGAAGCUUCUGUGGACUCUGAUGGAUCGUCUUUGUCGUUUCACACCGACAGAACUCCAGAUACAGAGCCAGAGGAGGUGUGUGUGCGCGAGGAGGCGGAGUUCCGUUUCCGUCAGCUGACUCAGGAGUACCAAGCUCUGCAGAGAGCUUACGCUCUGCUGGCAGAAACCAGCGGGGGAACCUACGAUCCUGAGAAGGAGAUCCGGAACAGAGAACAGCUGCUGAGUGAAAUCAGUCGAUAUCAAACCAGAGUCGCCGAUCUGGAGUCAGCACUGAAGCAACAAGGACUGGAUGUGCAGUGGGUGGAGGAGAAGCAGGCGUUGUAUCAGAGGAACCAGCAGCUGGUGGAGAAGGUGAGGCAGAUGGAAGCUGAAGAGAUGCAGCUGGAGAACGAGAUCCAGGACAUCAGAGACCAGAACGAACUGCUGGAGUUCAGGAUCCUGGAGCUGGAGGAGAGGGAGCGACGCUCACCUGCCAUUAACUUCCAUCAACUAAAUUUCCCAGAAGGCCUCAGUCCUCUUCAGAUCUACUGCGAGGCAGAGGGCGUCCCGGACAUUGUGAUCAGUGAGUUGAUGAAGAAGCUGGACAUCCUGGGAGAUAACGGCGUUUUCCCUUUGGUCUAUCAGCUGGGAUUGAGGACACCUGGCGGCUGGAGCUAGCCGGAUAAAGGACCGGGCCGGAUCUCGCUCUCGCUCUCUCUCUGGCAGGAGGACGCAGCGCGAAGACCAGCUGACCUCUUGUUUCGUAGUUUGUUUCGCCUGUUUGUGUCCUUCAGCAGCAGUGAAUAAACUCUUGUUUCCUAUUCACGCCCUCGUGUUCUGUCGUGCGUUUGUUGUGGCUGAGAGCCAAGCCAUGACAGCUGGUGGCUCGUCCACUUCUUUUUAUCUGUGAUACAGCAACGGAUAGGUGAGAUUUGUGUGGGUUGGUUGGUGCGUUGCAUGUGGAGCAGUGCGAAACGGUGCAGAGUUUUCCCUGGCAGGUUAAGCGGCGGUUCCCUUGGGAUUGUUGAGUGGGGUGUGUAGUGUUGCGGAGAAAGUGGUUGAAGCCUUGGCUUGGGAGCAUGGCCGUGGUCUCAGUAGUGUUGCUAGCUUGCUAGUCGCUUUGCUGGAUUAGCGGUCUCCAGUGCAUAAAUACCCACCACAAGUAACUGCAUGAAGACUAGGGAGGAGAUUAGUCAGUGGGAUGGUGAGUUAGUGGGGAAACUCCAAUCAAAAAAUUAGUGUUCCACUUUGGACGCAUAAUAAACGUGGUGGUAUCUGUCCGGUUGGUUUUUGUUUUUGUUUUUGUUUUUGUUCUCUUCUUUCGGUUUAAAGGUCCGGUGUUGUGUUCCGGUGAGGGGUCGGUGUAAAUUAAGAUGGCUGACGUAGAGGCAUUUAUUGAAGCUCCGUCUCAGGAGUCUCUUGCCACUUUCUCAAGAGAGCAGCUGCUCUUAAUUGCUGAGCAUUUCUCUGUGUCUAUUGUCGGUGAUAGAAGGGUGAAAGACAACAUAAAAGACUCUAUAGUGUCGACAUUAAGUGAGACAGGAGUGUUUGCUGCAAAGGAAGAGGGGGUUUUGUUAAAACCUCUUUUUCAGGCUAGCUCACUGUCCUUUGAGCAGCAGAAGGAGAUGUUAUUGUUGCAGCUGAGUCAUGACAAAAUGAGGUAUGAGAUGGAGUGUGAAAAGGAAAUUGCAGUUGAGCGGAUGCGGCAGGAGACUGAGAGAGCCAAACUGGAUAUGGAAGGACAACGUCUUUCUAUGGUCAGAGAUGGUGCGGUGUUGGGUGAGUGGCACGGUGAACAGGUGCCCAGGUCUCCUCAUCGGUUCGAUGCUAACAACUUACGCUUGUUACCGCAAUUUAAUGAAAGUGAUCCUGACACUUUUUUUUUGCUUUUUGAUUGUGUCGCUAGGGCUAGAGAUUGGCCUGAUGCGGACUGCGCUCUGAUGCUUCAGUGUGUUCUCACAGGGAGAGCGCAGUCAGCAUAUUCCUCCUUAUGUCUUGAGGAUAGCUCUAGCUAUAGUAAAAUAAAAUCGGCGGUGCUUAGAGCAUAUGAACUGGUGCCAGAGGCCUAUCGACAGCGUUUUAGGUCCUUUGAGCAAAAACAAGAUCAAACAUAUGUGGAGAUGGCGAGGGAUUUGUCUGUUCAUUUUAAGCGUUGGUUAACUGCUCUUGACGUCACUACUUUUGACGAUUUGUGUGAGCUCAUGACUUUGGAACAGUUCAAAAAUAUUCUUCCAGACAAGAUUGCUACUUACAUAACAGAACACAGGGUCACUUCUGCGGCUGAAGCUGCUGUGGCAGCUGAUGAGUUUGUGUUGCUUCAUAAGAGCAGGUUCGGAGGGCGCUCUGGGGCCAUGGCUGUUUUUGAGGGAAGUAGAAAGGUUGGUUCAUUUGGGAUGGAGCCAAGGAACUUGGGUUUGGUCAAAUCUGAGGUGGAUAAUAAUGAUAUUUGCCACUACUGUCGCGAAAAAGGCCAUUGGAAGGCAGACUGUCCUGCGCUUAGAGCAAAAUCUGAGGGAGGAAGAUAUUUUGUUGGGCCUGUUGCGUUGGCUGCGCCUGUGGAAAGCAGCGGUGUUGCCGAUGUGCUUACAUCCCACUUAGGUGGAUCUGAGAUUUUGGCAUCUUAUGCUCCAUUUAUACGAGACGGCUUGGUGUCAUUGGUAGGUAGUAAUGUCAGAGUUCCAAUCAAAAUCUUGCGAGACACAGGGGCUUUUGACUCCUAUAUUGUUGACUCUGUUUUGCCUCUGUCUUAUGAAAGUGACACUGGUGACACCCUUCUGAGUAGGGGACUGGGAUUAAAAGUUCUUCCUAUUCCUGUUCAUAGGAUGUAUAUUGAUUGUGGUCUUUUUAAGGGUGAGGUGGCUGUUGGUGUACGUCCAGCUUUGCCAAUCGAGGGGAUACAGUUCAUCCUGGGCAACGGUUUGGCAGGUAGCAGAGUCUGGACUGAUGUUCCCCCUGUGCUUUUAGUGACUGGCGGUCCGAUUGAGUCAAGGUCUGAAGAGAGCUCUACAGUGUUGGCAGACGUCACGCCCUCUGGUGUGAUCACUCGUGCUAUGGACAAAAACAUGUUUAGAAAACAGAAGACCAAACAUUGUCCCACUAGUCAAAGUGGUCGUGGCGUUGAUGGUGGUCGUGGUGGCGGCAGCGUUGAUGGUGGUCGUGGCGGCGGCAACAGGGGUCGAGGAAGAGGCAAGGAAAUGUCCUGCUAUCGGUGUGGAGACCAAGGACACAUGGCUCGCGAUUGUGGGCAUGCCAACGACCGGAAGUGCUAUUCCUGCGGUGGGCUUGGUCACAUCCAGAGACGUUGCAGUAGGGUGAAAUGUUACAGGUGUGGCGACAUUGGCCACGUGGCGGUGCAUGGCAGUAAAGCCAGUGAAACUAACUGCUACAACUGAGGAAGCAUGGGCCGUGACGGUAAUGUAUUGUCUGUCAUACUGUUUAAUAAACCGUUCUCGCUCUGCCCAUCCUUUUAAAGUGUGCUUCUCAGGUUGCUUACCUGUGUUGCUAAAGAUGUGGCUGGGUGUGGGAGGAGCGGCUGGCAGUGUGAGGGUUGUAUGUUGCAAUUGUUGGUUUUGUUGGAAGUGGGGUUCCGUAUGUCUGGUAUUUUUGUUGUUCAUUACUGGUGUUUUUUUUGUUUUGUCAGGGUUGGUCUGCCGGUGGUCCUGGGGACACCGACUUUAAGGGGGGGGGGGUGUGACGACCCCUGCCUUGUUAUCUCUGGUGUGUGUAUGUUCCUUUAAGGUUUUCCCUUUGGUCUAUCAGCUGGGAUUGAGGACACCUGGCGGCUGGAGCUAGCCGGAUAAAGGACCGGGCCGGAUCUCGCUCUCGCUCUCUCUCUGGCAGGAGGACGCAGCGCGAAGACCAGCUGACCUCUUGUUUCGUAGUUUGUUUCGCCUGUUUGUGUCCUUCAGCAGCAGUGAAUAAACUCUUGUUUCCUAUUCAC